Podarcis raffonei (Aeolian wall lizard) is the source of this 3440-nucleotide messenger RNA. It is a transcript of the gene LHFPL5, whose product is annotated as LHFPL tetraspan subfamily member 5. Gene Ontology annotation, cellular component: plasma membrane. The coding region runs from base 375 to 1040 and encodes 221 amino acids. The transcript is spliced from 3 exons. The record is from RefSeq and is a predicted model, not a curated record. NCBI's taxonomy places the organism in Eukaryota, Metazoa, Chordata, Lepidosauria, Squamata, Lacertidae. Gene Ontology annotation, biological process: detection of mechanical stimulus involved in sensory perception; sensory perception of sound.
GGGAGAUCCGGGAAAAGGAGGAGGAGGAGGAGCCACGGCUAAGUAACCUUCAGGCUCUCGCAGGCUCUCAGGGAGCAGAUCAGAACAGAAACUUAACAGGCAUUCUGGAGACCCAGCGUCUGAAGCCCGGGAAGAGUCUCUUGAGUCUAGAGCUACUUCCCAGAGCCCUGAGGUACCGUCUAGGAUUGGGAAGCUGAGCCUGCAGCCCCAAUUCCACAGCUUCAGAGCAUCUACCCGCUGCUCCCCCUCCCAUUUCCUGGCGUAAGGAAGCAGCCAGCUUGCCGAGCAUCUGACUUUCACCUCCUAGGACCCCUGUCCAGUGCUGACCCUUACCACCUGUUUCCUAGAAGAAACAACCCACCCUAGGAGUCGCCAUGGGGAAGAUGCUCCCAGCCCAGGAGGCAGCAAAAAUCUACCACACCAACUAUGUGAGGAAUGCCCGAGCCAUGGGGGUCCUGUGGGCCCUGUUCACCCUCUGCUUUGCUGUGAUCAUGGUGGUGACUUUCAUCCAGCCCUACUGGAUCGGGGACAGCAUUGACACACCACAGGCUGGCUACUUUGGCCUUUUCUCCUACUGCAUUGGCAAUGCCCUUACAGGGGAACUCAUCUGCAAGGGCAGCCCGCUGGACUUUGGCACCAUCCCCUCAAGUGCCUUCAAAACGGCCAUGUUCUUUGUGGGCAUCUCAACCUUCCUCAUCAUUGGCUGCAUCUUCUGCUUCAGCCUCUUCUUCUUCUGCAACGCAGCCACUGUCUUCAAGGUGUGCGCUUGGAUGCAGCUGGCAGCAUGUGCAGGCUUGUCCAUAGGCUGCCUGCUCUACCCUGACGGCUGGGACUCACCUGAGGUGAAACGUAUGUGUGGUGAGAAGACUGACAAAUACACACUGGGGGUGUGCACAGUGCGCUGGGCAUACAUCCUCUGCAUCAUUGGGAUCCUGGACGCCUUCAUUCUCUCCUUCUUGGCAUUUGUGCUUGGCAACCGGCAAGACAAUCUCCUUCCAUCUGACUUCCAAGUGGAUAAUAAAGAAGAAGGAAAUGAAUGAAGACAAACAACCUCAAGUGUACCUUGAUUGAAGUGGGCGACAUACACAUUCCAACUAUGACGGUGGAGUCCAGAAGGCUGCUUGAUACACGCUCCCAGACUUUUAUUGCCUGCAGACAUUCAAUUGUGCUCUGACACAAAACCAAAGGCACCUCAAAAGGGGGGGGGGGAGUGAGGACUCCUUUUGUAAAAUUAACCCAUCUUUCUGCGGAAAGAUCACCUACUAGAUUCUCAAAACCUUUGCCUUUGCCAAGAACUAUACCCAAAUAUUCUUGAACUGAAGAUCUGCUAUGCAAGAAUCAACAUAUUCAUGACAUUCUCUUUUAACUGAGGGAUCCAAUCAAUCAAGAGACAAUGCAGGCAUAUAAUAAGUAACAAGCAGCCUAUGUGAAGUAAUCUGUUCCCUCCUUUGUUUACAUGAAGCCAGAGUGGAAAGCCACAAAAGUAACUGAGGCCCAAUGACAGGCAUGCCCAGGAGGAUAGUAGACUCCCUUCUUUGAAGAAUGACUUUCUAUCCUGCACUACAGAGUGAUCGUGAAGCUUCCUUCCGGUCAUGAGUUUGCUGUGCAUCAAGGAGAGGUGCUGACCAUGGAGAAUAUCUCAUUAGGUGUGCAGUUGCUUGCAGUUUUCCAAAUUUGGUCUUUUAUUCUGUUCUUAUGUUCAGUGUAGCCUGAGGUUUUCCGUAAAGCAUAGAUGAAAGAAAUCUGCAGCAAAAAUUAGCAGUUCCAACAAGAUGCAGUAAUACCGGUACCCAAGGAGAAUAGGUCUAUAAGCAAGUCCCAGACAUCAGCCACAAAGCUAACCCUCCCCUCCCUUACCCUUACCAAAUAUCCCACUAAGAUACCAAAAGAACCACAGAACAAGCAAAACAUGCUAGUAGUUGGUAAUGCAUUUCUGCAGUAUGCUCUGUCCACUGCACAGAGCGUAUUAGAAAUAAGCUCAAAUGAUAAGAUUAUGCUAAACAGAUCUACUCUGAAACCCAAGAGUAUUAACUGGAUUUCUCUUUAUGGUUAAUUAUCUGGGACAAUUCAAACAUCUCCUCCUGCAAUGAGACCAGUAUUGCAUUAAGAUGAUACAGAGUUAAAAAAACCUGCUAGUAUUGUAAUGUAAAUCUUAACUUAGACCAUGAUAAUGAAAUGUCUGAUCAAUUAUGCAUUGUGGUUUAUGCUUUCAAGAAUUAAUUUCAUCAUCUUUUCUCCAGCAGUCUAAAAGCAGACCACCAUUUCCUGAACUCAUCAGCCACCAAUAUUCUUUGUUUCCUUUUCCUGCCCUGCAGCCAUGCAACUAGAUCACUAUAUCCCCGUAACACAACAGUGCUUGGAUUUAAUUUAAGCUUCUCACUGUCUCACAGCCUGUUCAGAUAAGAGGCUCUACUGUACAAAACCUGUGGAUGAAUAUAGACAGCAUAUCAAAAGUACCUGUGGAUUAUUUAAUAACCUGUUUAUUGUGCUGCUGCAUUUACAAAGAAAAAAAGACAAUGCACCCAAUAGAAAGAAUAAAAAUGUAUUUUUUUCCUUCAGGUUUUAGAACGUCAAAACAAGUACAAAUCUGUUACUGAGCACUUUAUGGCAAUUUGGAAGUUGAGUGAAUCCAAUGUGAGCCCCCAAAUAUGUAGGCCAUCCUGACAAGCUACCUCUUGUAUUAUCCCAGAACUUCUCUCUUAGUGCAAAAGAGGUGGCAGCAGCCUUCUUCGGUGGAGGGGAACCUAUAUCAAAACCCAAGAGAUGCAGCCCCCACACCUAGGAGCAUUUUGUUCCAUUCAGGUAGGCAAGAUGUUGAUGCAAACUAGGUUGCAUUGACACCGGAAAUUCAAUUCUCCCUGCCAGCAAGUUUUCACAGUAUUCAAAAAGAAAGUAUGUAUUUAUACAUUCUAUUUCGAUCCUUACAGUCAAGCAAAGAAGUGCUUCUUGGAGGUGAGGACAAUACUUUAGAUAACAGGAGUAUCAUUUAAAACUAUUGGAACCUUUUCCUUUUCAUCUUAAGAUUGUACAAAGAGAACAUUGCUUAAGAUCUCCUAAAUGGACAUGCAGCACAAAUUUUGCAAAAGCCUCAGUCAGGUAUAAUAUGACAGUGCAGCCAAAUUCCAAAGUGAAGGAGGUAUGAUGGUUAAACUUCCAUUUAAGAUAAAGUGAAAUAAAACUGCACCAGAUUUUUUUUGCAAAGGAUAACGAGGGUUUAAGAUGACUAUAAACUGGGAUUUCUGCCAAGAGAAAACAACCGAGAAGAGUGUUUUCCUGCUGGUAGCUUUUGCAUUGAAUUGUCCCUCAGAGUGCCUUCAAUUCUGAGUCCUCCAGCAGUUUCCAGCCUGGGAGAAUUUUGCAAUCUCAAAGGCCUAUUUGGUCCAUGGGAAGUCUCCAAACCUUACAUUUGAGCAAGAUGCUGGGGAUUUAAAAAAACAAAC